CCCCAAUGUCCCCAAUGUCCCCAAUGUCCCCGCCGUGCAGGAGCUGGCGGCGCUGACCAAGGAGCUGAACGUGUGCCGGGAGCAGCUCCUGGAGCGCGAGGAGGAGAUCGCCGAGCUCAAAGCCGAGCGCAACAACACCCGGCUGCUGCUGGAGCACCUGGAGCACCUGGUGUCCCGCCACGAGCGCUCGCUGCGCAUGACCGUGGUCAAGCGCCAGGCCCAGUCCCCGGCCGGGGUCUCCUCCGAGGUCGAGGUGCUCAAGGCCCUCAAGUCGCUCUUCGAGCACCACAAGGCCCUGGACGAGAAGGUGCGGGAGCGGCUGCGGGUGGCCCUGGAGCGCGUGGCCGUCCUCGAGGAGGAGCUGGAGGUGUCCAACCAGGAGUCGCUGUCCCUGCGGGAGCAGCUCUCCCUCUCCCUGUCCCGGCGCCGCUCGGGCCUGGAGGACGCGGCCACCGACGGGGACAGCGCGCCGGGAUAG
Lonchura striata (white-rumped munia) is the source of this 478-nucleotide messenger RNA. Lineage: Eukaryota; Metazoa; Chordata; Aves; Passeriformes; Estrildidae. The record is from RefSeq and is a predicted model, not a curated record.